Emiliania huxleyi CCMP1516 is the source of this 426-nucleotide messenger RNA. RefSeq lists its product as hypothetical. Bases 1 to 426 code for a protein of 141 amino acids. The record is from RefSeq and is a predicted model, not a curated record. NCBI's taxonomy places the organism in Eukaryota, Haptophyta, Isochrysidales, Noelaerhabdaceae. The transcript has 2 exons.
AUGCUGCGUUUUCUUCUUGCGUCCAACUCCGGCAGUUGGUCCACAUGGCAGCCUCCAGCGACCUGCAGCUUCAGGCUCUGCAGCUUCAGAUUCGGAACCUGCAGCAAGCUCGACUGGAAGCAGCUCAAGAUCAACCAGCGCGACAAGCACAUUCGCGAUCUCCGCGACGCGACGCCGGCGCGCGCCGCCGACCUCGAGCGCCUCGAACGGUCGAUCUGCCGCCUCUCGCUGCAAAUGGAGCACAUGCAGCUCGUCAUCAAGAACCCGGAGUGGUCGUUUCACACCUUUGCGAUGCCGGAGAAGACCGCCUCCUCGGCGCACACGAUCUUCGUCCGCCCGCCCAGCGGGAACAGGAUCGAGGUCACCAUUCCACCGGGCAAGCAGCCGGACGAGCUCUUCACCGUCAUGCUCGAGGACGCUGAGUGA